This is a messenger RNA of Eutrema salsugineum, 258 nucleotides long. Its product is annotated as putative defensin-like protein 110. The transcript is spliced from 2 exons. NCBI's taxonomy places the organism in Eukaryota, Viridiplantae, Streptophyta, Magnoliopsida, Brassicales, Brassicaceae. Bases 1 to 258 code for a protein of 85 amino acids. The record is from RefSeq and is a predicted model, not a curated record.
AUGGCUAUCACCAAGAAAAAUUUAGUUGCAUUUGCUCUCACCAUCCUCUUUAUCAUAUCUUUUGUCCAUUGCCGUACCUCUGAUAGCACUACUGGUUUUGGCAUAAAGGAGAGUGAUUAUACUUGCUACACAUUAGCUCCGUGUGUAGGUGGAGGGGAAAGAGGCUGUACCGCGUUUUGUACGAGGAUGCAUCUGAAACCAGGGCCAGGCCAAGGCCGUUGUAAUGCUGACAACAUAUGUUGUUGUGCUAUCAAUUAA